CCUGUGAUCCUUUCUUAAUUCUUAUAUCUAAUAUUAUUCAUGAUUUGUUCCUAGUAGUAACAAAGAAAUGGAAAAAGAUAGGCAGGAAGUGGAUCACGAUGAGCUUGCUCUCAAUUUGAACAAGAAUACCAUGACAGGUGAUUGGGGGAAGGUUGUUGAGAUGUAUAAGCAACACACAUUAUCAGCCAUUGAGGCCAGGAUCAACACAUCAGGGGACACGGCAUUGCACGUAGCUGUUUCCAUUGCGCCAGAAGAAAAGGUUCAACAGCUUGUACAUGUAAUUAUCGGUGUUUCGGAGUUGGGUUUAUGGACAAAAAACAAUAAAGGGAAUACCCCUUUGCAUGUGGCAGCAUCAACGGGGAGAUUGAACAUAUGCAUCCUCCUUGCUGCAAAACUUGAUGAGUUUUUGGAGGUUAAAGAUCCAGCGGUUCAAGAAUUUUUUCGUAACAAUGCUGGUGAGAGCCCUCUCUUCUUAGCCGCUUUUCAUGGUAACAGACAAAUCUUCCUUUAUCUCCACUGGUUACUCUUGGAAGCCUCCGACACCAACCUCAAAUCAAUCGAUCCUGCUUACAGAAGAAAUGAUGGUGAGACUGCCCUUCACAGUGCCAUUAUGUGGGAGUAUUUCGAUUCUGCGUUUGAGAUACUUCAAAUGGAACCUAGUCUUGCUUAUGCUGUGAACGAGCAAGGAAUCACCCCUUUGGAUCUCCUAGCAAGUAAGCCUUCGGUCUUCAAAAGUGGUUCUCAUAUUGGAUGGUGGAAGAGCAUCAUAUAUUAUUGUAUAUAUGUUGAAGAGCUGGAGCACAAAACUGUUCGUAAAGAAUUGGUUGAUUUAGUCACUAAGGGGUCUUCCGUAGAAGACAUUACUCACAAAUUCCCAGAGAAUUACCUAACAUGUAUUACGUUCUAUCAAGUGCUAUUGAAGAUGGCUCAAUCCGUGAUUGAAAGAUGCAAAGGCCGGAAUGAAGAUGUAGAGAAUCCCAACGCACAGAACGUUACUGGCCAAUCAGAACGAAAAGAAACAGAAUCUCAAGCUCCGAGAUUAGUUACGAAGCAUGAAUUUCUACGGAGACAUUAUGCGGACUGUUUUAACAUUUUCCGUCUUUUGUACACAAUAUUCAUCCGGGUUAUUCUGGGUUUUGGAUAUGAGGGUAUAAGGAGGAUAAAACAGAAGCAUGUAUAUUCUGUUCAAAUCAUGAAAAUUCUUGUGAAAAGUACAAAAGGUAAAGAAGCUAACUUCGAUUUCACAAGUGGGUCGAAUCCUGGGCAAACUAUCAACCGGCCGGAAACUUGGGGGAGACUACCAUCACAAACAGACAGUCCCAGUGCUCUCCCUUCCGAAACUGAAUUAGAAGAGAAAAAGAAUAUUAGAGGAAAGGAGGAAACGCCAAAAAUGGAAAAGACAGAGACACCCUUACUUAUUUUACUGCCAGAGAAAAGGAAAAUGAGUGAAACCGCAAAGAUAGAGGUACCCAUUUUGGUUGCGGCAAAAGAUGGUAUCACGAAAAUGGUCGAUCAAAUACUUCAAAACUUUCCAAUUGACACUAAUGACAAAAGCAAAGAAAAGACAGAGACAGUCAUAUUGCUCGCAGCAAGAAAUGGUAUUACGGAGAUGGUUGAGUACAUACUCAAAGAGUUUCCAGUGGCCAUUAAUUACAUGAACAAAGAUAAAAAUAUUGUUCUUUUGGCCGCUGAAAGCAGGCAAACACAUGUAUUACAGUAUCUGCUCGAGCAAGAGUUUGUGAAAUGUAAACUAAUUCAUGAAGUGGAUGCGAAUGAAAACAACGCAUUGCAUCUGGCAGCCCAGAUAGGAAAGCAAAAGCCUUGGCUAAUUCCUGGAGCCGCAUUGCAAAUGCAGUGGGAAAUCAAGUGGUAUGAGUUUGUAAAAGACAACAUGCCGCAACACUUCUGCUAUCAAGUCAACAAGGAAGGCAUGACCCCAAAAGAAAUCUUCAACGAAACUCACGAGGAAUUAGUAAAAAGUGGAGGUGAGUGGCUAAACAAAACCUCUGAAUCUUGCUCAGUUGUGGCUGCUCUCAUUGCAACCGUUGCCUUUGCCUCAUCGACCACUAUCCCGGGCAGCAUCAAUGAAACAAACGGGACACCAAACCUUGAAAGCCACUCGAUGCUCACCAUCUUUGCUAUCUCCUCACUCGUUGCUCUUUGCUUCUCCAUCACUGCUUUGUUCUCGUUUCUUGCCAUCCUCACUUCUCGGUAUGAACAAAAAGAUUUUCGUAGAGACUUGCCAAAGAAACUUCUACUUGGCUUAACUUCUCUCCUUGUAUCAAUUACAUCAAUGUUGAUUUCUUUUUGUGCUGGACAUUACUUUAUGCUUAGGAAUAAAUUGAAAGACAAGGCCUUUCCAGUAUAUGCAAUGACAUGCCUGCCGAUAGUCUUCUUUGCCAUACAACAGUUACCGCUCUACGUUGAUAUUGUAUGGGCUAUUUUCAAGAAGGUGCCUCGAUCAAGCAAUAAGGCUGUUUCUCUCUAGGAGUUUCUUCUCUACAUUAUAGAAACUUGUUAUUUUUGAAUAUUUGUACUUCUUCCAUCAAUCGAGAUUGAUGGUGUGCUUAACGAUUGAAAUAAGUUGUUUUCUAUUUUAAAUUAAUAUGGGACGCAUUGUUUUGCUAUUUUAAAUUA
Quercus lobata is the source of this 2637-nucleotide messenger RNA. RefSeq lists its product as uncharacterized. NCBI's taxonomy places the organism in Eukaryota, Viridiplantae, Streptophyta, Magnoliopsida, Fagales, Fagaceae. The record is from RefSeq and is a predicted model, not a curated record. Gene Ontology annotation, molecular function: protein binding. The transcript is spliced from 8 exons. Gene Ontology annotation, cellular component: membrane. The coding region runs from base 68 to 2488 and encodes 806 amino acids.